Sitophilus oryzae (rice weevil) is the source of this 1219-nucleotide messenger RNA. RefSeq lists its product as uncharacterized. NCBI's taxonomy places the organism in Eukaryota, Metazoa, Arthropoda, Insecta, Coleoptera, Curculionidae. The transcript is spliced from 5 exons. The record is from RefSeq and is a predicted model, not a curated record. The coding region runs from base 499 to 1116 and encodes 205 amino acids.
UUGAUGAGUGUCGCACCUCUUUUAUGUAAUCUUAUAAAAAUCACUUUCCAUUCCCCUAUUCCCGAUACUGUUACAUUUACGAAUAUUUAUGUGGUUGUAAUAUCACAAAAAAAGUAUCGGUAGCAUUCUCAUUAACAAAAAUACCCAGCAGAAAACAAGAAUUAAUACGGAAGGUAAUGUCGCUGCGCUCCUGAACUACUUUUACUAAUGUUACGCUCGCAGGAACUAACCAAAACAGGUAAUGAACCAUAAAGCAGUUUUACAGACGGUUCUCGUGUACGGCGGACGAACCAAAAACGCCGCUAAAAAAAGACGAUAGUACCUACGUAAUUUCAGGCCUUAACUGGUUUUCCUCGGUGAGCCGUAGCCAUUCAAUUGUUUCAGUUCCAUCCGCGACCAAAACAACAAAGUGACCUGGAAAUGUGUUUCUAAAGGCUGGAGAAUCGGAGCAACUGCGAGAAAAUCGAUACAGACAAUUCAAGAAAACAUAGUUACAAAAUGUCCGGAGCAGUAUAUCAGCCUACUACAGUGACUUAUGAAUCGAAUGGUCCCGCUGACCGCUGGCAGGACAGGCCAAUAUCGUACCUUGGCUCAAUUUCACAAUCUGGCAGACGACCCUGUGGUUUAUCUUGUUUGCCAUCUCGAAAUGUAUUGCCUUUGGUCUUAAUAACAUCAUGUAUUGCCUGUUUUGCUCUUGGAUUAGCUAUGUUAAUUAACGGUGCCCUUGGAUAUUCAGAAACUUCAGAAAAUAAAGAAGAUGUUUAUUUGAUUGUUACAAUAUUUGGGGCUUUAUUCUUUGCGCUUUCAAUUCUUUUGUUUCUGUUCUUUAUGAGAAUAACAAGGAGAAUGUGUUGGCGCAACGCCAAGGACCACCUCGGUACUUCUGGAGGCCAGAACUUGACUGUAAAUCCAUCGACAGAUUUACUUGUCACAGCUCAGUAUGCCCCUGUUUCGGAAGUAGUGUACGAAGGAACUAAAUCAGACGAUACAGAACAAAGUAAACUUAUGUCCCAUGAAACUAAAGAAAUUAGCAAUGAAGAUGCUGACCGGAUGGUGGAAAAUGACCCAAGAAUUGUCCUACGUCCCUUGAAUUCAGUUGUUAAUGAAGAAACUUAAAAAGCACCUAGUGUAGUAAGCAUACUUCUUAAAGAAUAUUAUUGUCCUACAAACCAACUUAAAGUAGCUUCAAAUUGAAGAUAUACUGAUAAAAAUAUACUGA